Megalopta genalis is the source of this 1615-nucleotide messenger RNA. RefSeq lists its product as uncharacterized. Gene Ontology annotation, molecular function: DNA binding. The record is from RefSeq and is a predicted model, not a curated record. NCBI's taxonomy places the organism in Eukaryota, Metazoa, Arthropoda, Insecta, Hymenoptera, Halictidae.
GACUCGGACUGGUAUCAUCAAUGCUGGCAACGUAACAUGUAUUUUAUAAAAUUACCCUGCAACAAAAGUUAAUUAUGUAAACAUUUUAAUAGCGUAUUGCAAUAUUUUCGUUAAUCUCUUUAAUUUACGCAUGAAAUACAGCCUUAAUAUUCACAUGAAAUUUUUCGUACAAGAAAUCACGAUUGUAAUACAGAAAUUAUGGAAAAAACGAGACGUAAGUUUAUUUAAUAUGCGUAUGUACAACAGAAAUUAGUAUACUACAUAAUAUGUUUAUUAUGUAUGUAUAUAUAAUUUCUUCCGAGAGAAGAUAUGCCUUUCACACAAGCCUUCGGUGAUGAAUCAAUCAUAUUUGAAGAGAUGGACGGCAAGUUUUGUUGUUGCGAUGAUAUAGUAAGCUGUGCAACAGAAAAUUUAUACAUAUAUACGUUACAUUAAGAUUGCUUCAUUUUACAAAGUUGAUAUUUGAAGAAUUGUACGUAUAAAAUAUAUUAAUCAAGCUAUUAAAUUGUUCACUGGAUUUGUUCACUACAUAUAGUUAAUUUUACAUGUAUCACAAGAUCAUGGAUACAUUCCCUGCGCAAAGGUAUGAGACAAAGAUUGAAUCUUUCGACACGUGUAUGAUCGAUACUACAAAUCAACAGCGAGAAAUAUCACAAACAGUGAGCGAACAAGGUUCUUCUCAAAGUAUCGAGGUAGAGAAUCAAGAAAAUCAUGAAGCGCCUACUUUACAUCAUCAACAACAAGAGUCACAACAACAACAACAUCAAGACCAACAGAAUCAGAUUUCACAAAUUCAGUCGAACACUCAGCAAAGCAUGACUCUUACUCCAAUUCGAUUGCCAGCUAUUCUUGAUGGAGAAUUUUUUACAGUAAUUAGGGUAGAAGAUACCAAUGUUACAGUGCGAUGUUUACAAUGUCAAAAACACUUGAAUGGAAAUUUAAAGUCCACAGGAAAUUUUUUAAGCCACAUUAAAAGGGUACACCCAUUUAUGGUCGAUAAAAUUAAAUGCAAAUCGAAUCAAAGAAAACCUGCAAUGAUUUACAUUGAUUUGUCAGCUGACAAGUGUCCCGAAUUAGUUAGAACGAAACGAGGGUACAGAAAAUGUUAUAAAACCGAAUAUCAACCAGGAAAUGAAGAAACUUUUGAUCAAUCCAAUGAAUGGAAUGAAUCUCCAUUAAUUCGGAGACGUAAAUCAGAAGAAGCUGAAUCUAAUGAACUUUUGAAGAUAUCACACAACAAUUCGUUUUUAAUGGAAGAUGAAUUUGAUGCGAUUGGACGAAAUGUGGCAGCAAAACUUAGGAAUAUGAGAUUAGAUCAAAGAAUUAUAGCUGAGAAAUUAUUAAAUGACAUACUUUUUGAAGCACAAUUGGGAAACCUUCACAGAGAUUCUAAUAUACAUGUAUGACAGACAUGUCAUACUCGUUUACCAUCAAGGGCCACAUUAAGUAUUACACAUAAAGUGUCAAGUAUUUAAUUAGUUCUCUGUUGACGAGUGUAAAAGGUAGCCGCCACGAUAAUACAUAAUUUCAAAGUGAUUUUUCUGCAAAGAUUAAGCAGUGAGGUAUAAAUGAUGUGAUGUACUUAUUCUUUAGGUUGCUUUACGAGUAUAAUGCU